Messenger RNA from Staurois parvus, 267 nucleotides. The record is from the annotation of a GenBank genome assembly. NCBI's taxonomy places the organism in Eukaryota, Metazoa, Chordata, Amphibia, Anura, Ranidae.
AUGAGGCCCCCGGGCAAUAGGGGAUCAUUGGGCCCCUGUGUCCUCACCCACACUAAAACCACACCCAAAAAAGCCUAUGAAAGGUACCAGGGGCAUCUCAUGGAGCCCCAUACUGACCUUGGGCCCUCGGGCAGUGCCCAAAUGUGCCCGAAUGGUCAGUCCGCCCCUGAUUCAGACACGACGCCGGUCCUGACAACGCUUUCCUCCUUCUUCUUCCUCCAGCAGAACGGAGAGGCCAUUUUUCGUCGCCGCCAUUAGAUGGCACUG